AUGUCUGGGACGGAAGGAGAGAUUGAACAAUCGAAACGAGACAGCAGGAGCGCGGGGUCGAAGGUUGUGGUGUUGAAGGCCUGGGUGGAGAUAGGGACAGACGACACCCACGGCAUGGCGAGUCCUGAGCCUACGAGCCAUUCCUGCCGGACAGUGUCGCGAACUGGCGUGAGACUUGCGACGGCAUCCGAAACUUACCAAGCAAAUCGUCGUCUUACAGAAUACCAGGUCAUUGGCCGUCACUUGCCAACUGACGCCAACCCAGCCCCCAAGUUGUACCGCAUGAGAAUCUUUGCCACCAAUAGCGUGGUUGCAAAGUCUCGAUUCUGGUACUUCUUGAUGAAGCUCCGCAAGGUCAAGAAGGCGAACGGAGAGAUCGUCAGCUUGAACGUCAUUCACGAGAAGCGCCCCCAGAAGGUCAAGAACUUCGGUAUCUGGAUCCGAUACGACUCCCGCUCCGGCACCCACAACAUGUACAAGGAGUACCGUGAGAUGUCAAGAACCGAUGCUGUUGAGGCUCUAUACCAAGACAUGGCUGCCAGACAUAGAUCCCGCUUUAGGUCGAUCCACAUCCUCAAGGUCGUUGAGCUCGAGAAGACCGACGACGUCAAGCGCCCCUACAUCAAGCAACUCCUCACCAAGGAUCUCAAGUUCCCCCUUCCUCACCGCGUUUCCAAGUCUACUGGCAAGAAGAUCUUCUCCGGCAGCAGACCAUCCACUUUCUACUGA
Molecule: messenger RNA, 729 nt
Organism: Drepanopeziza brunnea f. sp. 'multigermtubi' MB_m1
Lineage: Eukaryota; Fungi; Ascomycota; Leotiomycetes; Helotiales; Drepanopezizaceae
Source: RefSeq, a predicted model, not a curated record